This is a messenger RNA of Dimorphilus gyrociliatus, 2989 nucleotides long. NCBI's taxonomy places the organism in Eukaryota, Metazoa, Annelida, Polychaeta, Dinophilidae. The record is from the annotation of a GenBank genome assembly.
AAUGAAAACAGUAUUAAAAAAGACAUUCACUAUAUUAACAGUAACCAUAGUAACAGUGUUCUGUGAUACAAAACAAUUCGAGGAUGAACUUGUGAAUUUACUCAACAACAAGCUAGGUUUAUCAGCCUAUCAGAAUUAUUUGGACAAAGAGACAAAUGUAUUGUAUAAAAAGCGUUUACUGGAUACCUCAAACAGCCAGGAAGUGCUUAAAAAGUUGUUGAACUCAAUUGAGUACAAAUUGAGUAGACGCAAAAUUGCUAUAACAGAAUUAUCAAAGAUUAUUGAAGACAACUAUUAUAAAUUUUAUGAAACACUGAAUAUACCAAGCAGUUGUGAUGCAUCCAAUAACAAUAGUUUUUGCAUUGUAAAGAGGGAGAGAAGGAAUCUUGUUAAAGUUCCAACCCUUGAAAUAAGAAAUUUAAUACAGGAAAAUGAGAAAAAAUAUGAAUUUAUUAAAGGUCAAUAUAUUGGUACUGAGGAAGGUGUUGUUAUAAUAUCAGCUCCUAAAAUAAUAUGGCCAAAAACAAAUGAUCAUAGAUAUCAAUCUUGGUAUUCCCAGGCUACUAAUCCCAUUAAGAAGGACAUUGUUGUGAUUUUUGAUAAUUCAGAAAAGACAACCGACACAGUUCAAAAUCGAAAGAUUCAAAGUUAUAUUGAAGAGGCAUUGGAGACUUUAACUAAUACAUUGAAUGCUGAGGAUAGACUUGCUCUAGUUGCAAUGUCCAGUUCACCUUUGAACCCUUUUAUUCAUGAUAAAACAUGCCCUACCAAUAAAUUAUUGUUUGUCAGACCAAAUAACAAGAGAAUUUUUCAUAAAUUCAUUCAUCAACUCACUCCUCAAGGAACUUCCAACUACAUUGAUGCAUUUAACACAUCCUUUUCAUUAUAUUCCUCAUCACCUUUAAAUACACCAUUAAAUAAAGAACCCAGAGAAAGACUCAUCAUUUUCAUAACAUAUUCAACACCGAAGUCUGAUAUUUCAACUGUUCAACAAUCUAUUCAAAACUCCAUUAAUAGUCCAAUUUUUACAUAUGCCAUUGGAAAUAAUAUGAAUAAUGAGACAUUAGAAUUUUUAAAAGACAUUUCAACUAACUCAUUCAAGCAUAAUACAAAUUUCAAACAGAAAGGAUUUUUCAAACUUGUAAAGGAUGUUGAUAAACUGGAAUAUGAAGUGGCAACUUAUUACAAAUCUUUAAAAGAUAGCAAUAAAAAUAAAGAUGUUUUUGUCACUUCUCCAUUUUAUGACAAAUAUGCUGGUGUUUUGGCGUCAUUUUGUAAGCCUAUAUGGAUUUUUGGAUUUCUGGGUGUAGCACGUAUUGAUGUGAAUAUUAAAGAUAUAUUUUCAGAUAUUGAGUUUUUUCUUGGUGGUGAAUCUUUAUAUUUAUUUUUAACUGAGUCAACCAAUCGUGCAUUAUUACAUCAACUAUUCCCUAAAUUUUUUCAUACUUUUGAUACUGUAACAUAUUUACCAUUCAAUUUAUUUGAACCUCAACUUGAAUCUCAUCAAAUUGAUCAAAUGAUAAGUUCAAAAGAAGGAUCUUUUGCAGCAGUGACACAGAGAAUAAAGUCACCUGGUAAUUCUAUAUAUGAAGGAGUAGAUGUUGAAUAUGUCCAAUCAAAAUAUUAUUGGAAGCGGACCAAAGAAUUUGGAUUUAUGAUUUGUUUUGUGGCAACAGAAAAUGACUAUUUAACAGAAAAUGAAUUUAGAUUAUCCAAUUAUUAUCAGUUGGAUUAUCACAGGAUAGCAAUUGGAUGUCGAUACAAAGAUAAAAUAAUUGCUAGAAAUAGCACUACAACAAAGUUUGGUCCAGAAUUGUUUCUUAAACCCAAUCAAUACUUGAGUUCUAAUGAGUCCUCUAGAAACUUAAUCUCCUAUCAUGUUUUUAUGGCUCAAAAAUGGGUGUAUUUAAGUCAUUUCCUGGCUAUGAAUUGGCCAGAAAAUUCACACCAACACAACAAUCUUGGUACAAGAAAACAAUGUUCCAUAAGGGUUAAUACAUUGAGUCAUGUUGUAUAUGAAGGACGUCAGAAUGGCAAUCAUAUGAGUCAAGACAAUGUGCUUGGAGUUAUGGGAUUAGAAAUCAGAGUUGGUUAUUUCUAUUAUACAAUGGAAAAGUUCAUUCUAAAUUGUCAAUUAAGCUCAUACAGCUGUAUAAUGAUUGAUGACACUGGUUUAAUGCUUAGCUAUAAACAAGCUGGUCAGAAUGCAAAUGAUACAUAUUUAUAUAAGCAUAUAACAUCAGUAGAACCCAGAUUAUCAACAGAGCUCAUUUUAAAAAAAAUUCUACAGAGAGGACAAUGCCUGAACACUAUAAACUUGAAAAAUCAAAUUUAUUGGAAGGUCAUAAUUGAUAGUGAAAAGAAUGAAGAGAAAUCAUUUGCUACAUAUUGCUCAAUUUGCAAAGUAAAUAUGUCCACUUGCUUAGAAAAUAUGGAAUGCCAAUGUCCUUGUUUCAUUCUUAAAGAAUUUAAUUCUUGCCAAUUAGGUCAAAGGGAGAACAUUACAUUCUGCUCUGUUCCAUUAAUGAAGCAAUUCUCAAUUCUUUCAAAGGCAUCUGUUGGACUGUGUGGAAAAAACCCAAGUUGUCUUACAAAAAGUCCUAAGUGGGGUUAUAAAGAAGCUUUUAGACAAACUGGUUGUUACAAACCAAAUCAAUGUGUCAAGUUCAUUAAGAAUAAUGCUAUUUCAUCAGGAGAUAUAGCUCCUAUUUUGGGAGGAAUUUUGGGCACUUUUGGUGGUAUCACAGUUAUAGGAUUUUGUUUAUUUGGCAUUUUAACAUUAAAGAAGACUAAUAUGUGUAGGAAGGCUGAGUCAUCAGUAAAUGAUAAUCAAGAAACAAGAUCAAUUGAAUUCACAACUAUAGAAAACACAACAGAGGAUGCUGGUGACAAAUCUGAACAAAGAUCGAAAUCACCAAAAUCAUUUGAUCAAUCGGAAGAUUUACCAACAUAUGAUGACGCUAUUACCUCAAAAUAUUCUGUAGCUUAA